Molossus molossus (Pallas's mastiff bat) is the source of this 3006-nucleotide messenger RNA. RefSeq names its product interleukin 17 receptor D (gene IL17RD). The transcript has 13 exons. The coding region runs from base 1 to 2229 and encodes 742 amino acids. Gene Ontology annotation, molecular function: interleukin-17 receptor activity. NCBI's taxonomy places the organism in Eukaryota, Metazoa, Chordata, Mammalia, Chiroptera, Molossidae. The record is from RefSeq and is a predicted model, not a curated record.
AUGGCCCCGUGGCUGCAGCUCUGCUCCGUCUUCUUCACUGUCAACGCCUGUCUAAACGGCUCGCAGCUGGCUGUGGCCGCGGGUGGCUCCAGCAGAGCGCGGGGCGCCGACACCUGUGGCUGGAGGGGAGUGGGGCCGGCCAGCAGGAACAGUGGGCUGCACAACAUCACCUUCAGAUAUGACAAUUGUACCACGUACUUGAACCUGGUGGGGAAGCAUGUGAUUGCUGAUGCCCAGAACAUCACCAUCAGUCAGUAUGCUUGCCACGAUCAAGUGGCAGUCACCAUUCUUUGGUCCCCAGGGGUCCUUGGCAUUGAAUUCCUAAAAGGGUUUCGGGUAAUACUGGAGGAGCUGAAGUCAGAGGGGACACAGUGCCAACAACUGAUUCUAAAGGAUCCGAAGCAGCUCAACAGUAGCUUCAAAAGAACUGGAAUGGAAUCUCAGCCUUUCCUGAAUAUGAAGUUUGAGACGGAUUACUUUGUAAAGAUUGUCCCUUUUCCUUCCAUUAAAAAUGAAAGCAAUUAUCACCCUUUCUUUUUCAGAACCCGGGCCUGUGACCUGCUGUUACAGCCGGACAACCUGGCUUGCAAACCCUUCUGGAAGCCUCGGAACCUGAAUAUCACCCAGCACGGUUUGGAUAUGCAGGUGUCCUUCGACCACGCACCACACACCUUUGGCUUCCGUUUCUUCUAUCUUCAUUACAAGCUCAAGCAUGAGGGACCCUUCAAACGAAAGACCUGUAAACAGGAGCAAAAUACAGAGACAACCAGCUGCCUCCUUCAAAAUGUAUCUCCAGGGGAUUAUAUAAUUGAGCUGGUAGAUGACACUAAUACAACGAGAAAAGUGAUGCAUUAUGCCUUAAAGCCAGUGCACUCCCCAUGGGCUGGGCCCAUCAGAGCUGUUGCCAUCACUGUGCCGCUGGUCGUCAUAUCAGCAUUUGCAACACUCUUCACUGUGAUGUGCCGCAAGAAGCAACAAGAAAAUAUAUAUUCACAUUUAGAUGAAGAGAGCUCUGAGUCCUCCACCUACACCACAGCACUCCCCAGAGAGAGGCUCCGGCCACGGCCAAAGGUCUUCCUCUGCUAUUCCAGUAAAGAUGGUCAGAAUCACAUGAAUGUCGUCCAGUGUUUUGCCUACUUUCUCCAGGACUUCUGUGGCUGCGAGGUGGCUCUGGACCUGUGGGAAGACUUCAGCCUCUGCCGAGAAGGGCAGAGAGAAUGGGUCAUCCAGAAGAUCCACGAGUCCCAGUUCAUUAUCGUGGUCUGUUCCAAAGGCAUGAAGUACUUUGUGGACAAGAAGAACUACAAGCACAAAGGCGGCGGCCGAGGCGCGGGGAAAGGGGAGCUCUUCCUGGUGGCAGUGUCUGCCAUCGCUGAAAAGCUCCGCCAGGCCAAACAGAGCUCAUCUACGGCGCUCAGCAAGUUCAUCGCCGUCUACUUUGACUAUUCCUGCGAGGGAGACGUUCCGGGCGUCCUGGACCUGAGCACCAAGUACAAGCUCAUGGACAACCUUCCCCAGCUCUGCUCCCACCUGCACUCGCGAGACCACAGCCUGCCGGAGCCUGGGCCGCACCCUGGCCACGUCAGCAGGAGGAACUACUUCCGGAGCAAGUCGGGCCGGUCCCUGUACGUCGCCAUUUGCAACAUGCACCAGUUCAUCGACGAGGAGCCCGAUUGGUUCGAGAAGCAGUUCGUCCCCUUCCACCCUCCCCCACUCCGCUACCAGGAGCCAGUCCUGGAGAAGUUUGACUCCGGCUUGGUUCUGAAUGACGUCAUGUGCAAACCAGGGCCGGAGAGCGACUUGUGCCUCAAGGCUGAGGCGCCCGGCCCCGGGUCUCCGGUCCCCGCGUCGCCGGCCGACUCGCACGCGGAGGGUCAGCAGCUGGGCCUGGACGAAGACGCGGAGGCCGGGCCGGGCUCCUGCGGCAGCUCCGCCCUGCAGCCCCUGCUGCACGCGGUGAAAGCCGUGGGCGCCUCGGGCAUGCCGCGGGACUCGGGCAUCUACGACUCGUCCGUGCCCUCCUCUGAGCUGUCUCUGCCCCUGAUGGAAGGGCUCUCGGCGGACCAAACGGAAACGUCCUCGCUGACGGAGAGCGUGUCGUCCUCCUCAGGCCUGGGUGAGGAGGACCCUCCUGCCCUUCCGUCCAAGCUCCUCACCUCUGGGGUGUAUAAAGCAGAACCUGGUUGCUGCAGCUACACUGGUGAACUCCACGUGGUCGCCCCUUUGUAACGAAACGGAAGAGUCUAAGCAUUGCCACUUUAGCUGCCGCCUCUCUUUCUGGUUCCCCAGCUCAUCUCUCUGGUUGUGUAGCUCACUUGGAGCUGGGGUUUCCUACAAGGAUGUUUGGAGUGAAAUUGGUGCCAGUACUUGUUCUCUUUGCCCCCACCUUCUAACAGAUAUCUUGGCAAAGUCUCCAAUUUUGUAAAACCACAUGGAGCUCGGAAAGGCAUGCCCAUAAGAUCUGACAACAGCUUGCCAUGGUAGGUCAGACCUUGGAUUAGAGCCAGUACUGGGAGGUUAGGAGGAAACAUGUAAAGAGAAACAGGAAGAUACCUGCACUGAUCGUUCAGACUUAAUUUAUCUCUGCAAACUCUGCCUAUUUACUGUUGGCUUCUUUGAUUUGAAAGGCUUUGUAGAAAAAGCACUUUCAUUGUUUUUACAACCACACAGAAAUCAAGUUUCAGUCUAUCUGGAAUCCAUGUCAUUACAGAUGAUGUUCCUGUCUAUUUUUGGUGUGGAACUUAUGAUGCCAUGGGUGUUAAAAACGGUCAAGAAGGUGACUGAAUAUAUAAUCACCUCUCAUAAAAUGAGUCUUUAUGUAUUAGUAGGUGGCAUGGCUGGCUGAGGUGGGGGCUGCAGGGCCAGGAUGACCAUCUAAACCAUUCUUUCUGAGAUGGGUUGGUCAACAUGCAAAGGCACCAGAACUCGGUCGGACCCAGGACCACCUCUUGGUCUGAGUAGGCAUCAUGCGAGGGCCAGAUCUGCUGCCAAGUGUUCCUGGGCUAC